Engraulis encrasicolus (European anchovy) is the source of this 8797-nucleotide messenger RNA. Its product is annotated as microtubule-associated protein futsch. Lineage: Eukaryota; Metazoa; Chordata; Actinopteri; Clupeiformes; Engraulidae. The record is from RefSeq and is a predicted model, not a curated record. Bases 664 to 7527 code for a protein of 2287 amino acids. The transcript has 14 exons.
GUUAGGAUGACGCAAAAUGGUACAAUUACAGCAAACUAGAUAAGUUGCGUUCAGGGGAUAAAGCGUUACGACUCCCCGAGAACUGUGUUUCUGGUGUAUUGAAAUGGCUCGACAGGUGCAUUAAAAAUGCACAGGUAACUUAUACAUCACCCAGUCACACUUCCCACUGACCUAACCUACCGGUGGUGGCCAGGUUAGCUACGUCUCAGGGGGCCGAACCGAGUCCUUGCAUAGAUCACUGUAAUGGCUUCGGACUAGUGAAGGAUUGGUUGAGGAGGUACAAAGCCGUAUCCGGAGGGCGAAAAACUAAACCAGUGCGUAAAAACAUAGACACGACAGGUGGACAGAUGUCUGGAUGAAGUUGUUUUGCGUCUCUACCUCACCUGUCUUUGGGCGAUAGCUAGCCAGUUUGGCUUCUGGACCACUGGUGGUAGGCUUCCCAAGGAAAGAGGAGACGGGCUGACUACUUUUUUCUUCCACUUUUGGAGGAAUUUCUGCAUUGAAUACAGCUGAAAGUAGGGACCAAAGCGACGCACUCAAGUAUCCACAAAGUGCCCGUGCCCGGAGCCUCCUCCUCUGCGUAUGAUAUGACAUCACCCUGCGGUUGCCACAGUAACCAGCCAGGCCCUGCGAACGGUUGACGGCCAGCUGUGAGUGGUGAAGAUGGCUGCCCAGGUGGAGCUGGACACUGGGAGGCCGGGGGUGGGGGUGGGGGCCCGGCUUCUCCUGGGCCCCCUGGCCAGCUCCAGCAACACGACCCUCCUAGGCCCCGAGCCCGGAAAGCCCUUACCGGGACCCAAACCCCGCCUCACCCCCAAGCCCUUCGCCGUGGACAAGAACCCCACCAUCCGACCCAUCCUCGCCCCCAAGCCCCAGCCCAAACCACGCCCUGACACCUCUCGGCAGCCCCACUCGCUGAAACCGGACCCCUCCAGCAUCCCCAAGCCCCCGUUGGUGGGUGGUGCGGCUAGCAAGCCCCGACCAGCCCCCACCACCACCCAGACAUCCACCAACGCCAUCACUGCCGCAGCCAAGCCCGCAGCUGGCUUCCAAGUCACCAAGCCAGGCCUCAAGCCCAGCACCGGGCAGACCAGCAAGCCUGUGGCCCAGCCGUUCAAACCAGCUCCUCCCUUCACCCCCUCUUCCCCCUCCUCCUCCUCCUCCUCCUCCUCGGUGUCAGCUGAGGCCAGGAAGCCCCUCCCCACCUCCCAGGCGUCCAGGAGACCUGUGGGGGCCGCACCCGCAGUGCCUGUGAAGAAGCCAGGGAUCCACGCGCCGCCAGGUGCCCGCUCCUCGGCCGAGUGGUCUGGCUCCAGCCGGCAGAAAGCACCGGGCCCAUCCACCAUGACCCGGGCCAAAUCCAUGGGCUUCCUCACUGACGUCGGCCUGACGACGGAGGAAGACCGCGGCCAGAGGGUGGGCAGCACCAGCUCCGGAGCUAAGGGUGGAGUCGUAGCGGCUUCGUCUUUUGCCGCGUCGUCUUCAUCCUCGGCCACCGCGGUGCCUCUGAGACCGCACGGUAGAGCCGGCACCAGACCCCGACCCGUGUCUGCCAUCUUCUUGCCCGGUUCGACGGUGCCGCCGGACGCUCAGAACUCGUCCGGCGGUGGUGGUGGUGGGGGCGGUAGCACCGCAGGCGGUGCCGGAGCUCGCUGGACGGGGCGGCGUCCGCUGUCUGCCGACCUCACGUCGAAGUUCGAGGCCGCCGGGUUCUCGGUGCACCAGAAGGCUGCCAGGAUGGGUAGCAUGGAGAACCUCUCGGAACAGACGCGCGCAGAGAACCAGAACCAGAAAGAAGAAGAAGAAGAAAAAGAAGAGAAGGCAGAAUGGGCCAGAGCUGGAGGAUGGGUGACAGAGGGGAGAGGCAGGGAAAAGGAAGAGAAAGAGAGGAGAGGAAGCGGAGAUGGCAAGGAAGACCAGAGCAAAGCCUCCUCCUCCGCCUCGUUCGCGGCUGCACAGGAAAGGGUAGGCGAUGGGCGGGGUACACAGGAAGUGGGGGAGAGCCGGGAGGAAGUCAGAGGGGGCGGGAGCAUCAAACGGAGGAUCAGCCUGCUAUUGGACUCCUCCGCUGCCACUCUGACUGUGCCCACAGCAGCAGCAGCAGCAGCAGCGGCGGCCAGCCGGACAUCAGCGGACGGAGUGGAGGCUCGCACGGCGGCCCAGCCAAUCACAGACGCAGACAAGGCCAUCGGCGUAAAGCAGCGAAUCAGGGAGCUGUCGGAAGAUACGCCCCUCUCCCAGAGCCCUCCCCAGAGGCUGGGGGUUAAACCACGCCCCCUACCUAGAGACUUCACCAAACGCUUUGGUUCCGACAAAACCCUUGAUGUCCCCACAACUCCCACGGAUGAAAGCAAAGGUCCGCCACAGGAGAAUGACGGAGGCCCGCUCGGAAAGCCUGGAGACGCAGCCCCCAGUGCCCAAACAAGCGUCCUCCAAGGCGACAGGAAGGAGGCCCAGCAGGAAGUGAGCGACGCGGCCGACCCAUCAUCUCCCUGGAGGGCCCUGGAGGGGGGGCAGAGACCCGUGAGCGGUGCCCACGGCACGGGCCCCGGCGUCGGGGUGCAGACUGUCCGGGCGUCCCUGUUCGAGAACGUGGUGGAGAGGCACAGCGUGCAGAUGAUGAUGGACGAUGGAUGGGCAAGCACAGCAGGCCUUGCUGCCACCGCACAGGGGGCGGCCAGGAAUCGGCGUCCAGGUAGGAGCAUCUCUCUGCGGGGCAGAGCAGACCUCCAGGGCGCCCCAACAUCCAGCAUCUCCAACAACAACAACGGUGAUGAUGAUGAUGACGGCAGCCUGGUCAUGGCGGUGUAUCGCGAGCCGGCGCCCCCCUCCAGCCCGGAGUGCGUGGAGCACAUGUUCGAGACGGUGCCUGGCGCGGGCGAGAAGCGGGCGGUUAGCGAGAGCGUAGCAUUGGCUCCGUUGGAGGAGCGGGCGCUCACGCUACGCACCCGGCGCUCCGAAGGGGGCGCUGCAGCUCAGAGGGACCUUGACCUCAUGUCUCGGCCCGAGCUGGGAGCCCAAGAGGGGGGGCCUGAGUGGAGUGGGCAUCGUCUUGGACAGGAAGUGGCCCUCGGUACCAACGGAGCUGACGAGCCCAGUAGCACGCGCUACCUCCGAGUUGGGUCCUUGCAAGGGUGGGGUGUGGUGGACGCCACGGUGCGACAGGGUGAGCCAGAGAGCGGGGGUAGGAAGUCUGACAUGGUGAGGAUGAUGGAGGAGGAGAUCCAGAGACAGCUGGAGAUCCAGAGGGCUGCCGCAGCCGAGCUGGAGGAGGAGGAGGAGGAGGAGCAGGUGGAGGAACAACAACAGCAUGAUGUGGGGAGAACCCACAUCAUGAACCCACCUCAGGUGGCCACGCAAAGGGAGUGGGGGAGAGAGAUGGAGAGGGAGAGGGAGGACAUUGCAGCCCCCAAACGACCCAAGAUGCUGGAAGGCGGCGAACAACCACAACUGCAACAACAACAACAACAACCAGUGACCAAACCGAGAGCCACGUACUUUGCUCUCACCGGACAGAUCCAGGAGUCGCCGUCUGCUUAUUUGGCAGAGGCUGGAGCGGAGAGGACGACGCUGAUCGGGGGCGGCGAGGGGAGGGUGGUGUCUGGAAACGUGCCUUAUGAGGACUUCUCCCUGAGGUCGGGGAGAGUGGACUCCCAGGGGAAGGUCAUCCCGCUCCGUAGGAACCCGUCCUUGGACGCCGCGUUCAGCAAGAGCCCCCAGCAGGCCGAGCCCCAGAGGCCUCCGGGAGGCGAGAGCAUGAGGGGGGGAGCAGCAGCGAAGGAGAUGAAGAGCGGGGAGCAGAGCGGCGACGGCGGCGGCAGGAGGGACAAGAGAACCAUGGAGGAGGAGGCCAUGGAGGCAGAGCGACGCCUCCUGCAGGAGUUCGAGAGGAAGAGGGAGGCGGAACGAGAGCGGGAGAGGCAGAGGGAGGCGGAGCAGCGGAGGAGAGAAGCGGAGCGGGAGAAGGAGAAACAGAGGGAGCUGGAGAGGCAGAGGGAAGCGGCGAAGGAGGCGGAACGGCAAAAGGAGCUGCAGAGGCAGAAGGAGGCGGAGCGGCAGAGAGAGCUGGAGAAGGAGAGGCAGAGGAAGAUGGAGUACGAGAAGCGCAAGGCCGCCGAGAAGGAGCUGGAGCGACAGCGCGAGGCCGAGCGCCAUCGACAGAAGGAGUACGAGCGGGAGAAGGAGAGGAUGCUCGACCAGGAGCGGCUCAGGCUCCGGGAGUUCGAGCGCCAGAAAGAGUUGGAGAGGCUCAAAGAAGUGGAGAGGCAGAGAGAGAUCGAGCGGCAGAAGCAGCUAGAGCUGGAACGCCAGCGGGAAAUCGAAAGGCUAAAACAGCUAGAGAUAGAGAGACAGAAGCAGCUAGAGCUGGAACGACAAAGGGAAGCGGAGAGGGUGAAACAACUGGAGAUAGAAAGGCAGAAAGCGCUGGAGAGAGAGAGGCAGAGACAAAAGGAGCUGGAACGGCAGAGGGAAAUCGAGAGACAGAAGGAGGUCGAGAGACGACAGAAAGAGCUGGAGAGACAGCGCGAGCAGGACAGGCAGAGAGACUUGGAGAGGCAAAGACAGCUCGAUCUGGAGAGGCAGAGAGAGCUGGACAGGCAGCGGCAGAAGGAACUCGAGAAGCAGAAAGAGAUGGAAAAGCAGAAAGCCAUCGAGCGAUGGAAAGAGGCCGAAAAACAGAAAGAGAUCGAGAGGGAGAGACAGCGCGAGCUAGACGAGUACGAAAGGCUCAAAGAGCUGGAGCGACAGCGGCUCGCAGACUUUGAGCGCAAAAAGGAACGACAACAACAAGCCGAGCUCAAGCAGCAGGAGCAGCAGCAGCGCAGGAAAGAGCGAGACGAGUCGUCCGACCGGAGGAAGCAACAAGAGCUCGAGCGUCAGAACAAGGCGGUGGCUGCAGCCGAGAGAGAGAAGAGGAGCAGUGAGUCCCCUAUGAGGCCAAAGGUGCUGGACCUGGACGCUGUGAGCCUGGGCGAUCGGUCCGCGCCGGUCCGAACCCCCACCACGCCCCCUUCGGCCCGCUGGAGACAGCCCUCUGCCCGGGCGGAGGAGCCCUAUCGACCCGCCAUCCUGGACAUCGACUCCUUCAAGAGCCAACAAGCGCAGCCCGCUCCCCCUGGCGAGAUGUUCCCCGUGGCGGGAUUCCAAAGCCUUCCAGAGCAUUCCGGAACCCCUGUGAGGAGCCAAGGCCAGCCCCAGCCGCAGACUCCCGAAUGGGCCAGGCCUCAGCCCUCGUUCCCGCAGCAACCAACGCCGAUGCUGCAGCCUCCGCAGCAGACGCAGCCGUUGGCGCCGCCGCAGUUUCAGGUGCCCUCGGCCCAGCCCGCUUCUCUGGACUGGACCAGGGUCCCGGCAGCACCACACCAGCAGUACCCCCAAUCCCAGGCCCAACAACAGCCCCAGUUCCAACCGUUUACACCAGACUGGACCAAAAUAUCGCCGCCCCAGCCCCAGCCUCAGCCUCAACAACCCACCUCCCAGUACUCCCACCACCACCACCAAACACAGCCUUCGCCUCAGUACCCUCCUCCGUACCAGCACCACCACACACAGCCUCUCACUCCUGAUUGGACCAAGUCCCAAACAUCAGGCCAGCCUCUCACUCCUGAUUGGACCAAAGCUCAGGCGCCGGGCCAGCCCCUUAUUGCUGAUUGGACCAAACCUCAAACGCCAGGCCAGCCCCUCACGCCAGAUUGGACCAAAGCUCAGACACCAGGCCAGCCACUGAUGCCAUCGCCGCUCCACAACCAACUACACCAGCACCAGCACCAGCAGCAGCAGCCGCUGCCUCAGUCUGUCAACUCUGACUGGGUGAGACCGCAGCCUGCUCCCCAGAGCGCCCCACACUCUCUCCCUCAGCCCGUCGCCUCUGUUAUUCAGACGGGCAACCGGGCCUCGGCCCUGUCUGAACCGGACUGGCUAGCCGGGCCCAGGAGCGGCACGGGUGCUGCCGUUGGCAACGUGGCGUGGCCAGCCGCCCAGACUGACGUUUGGCAACCGCGACGAGAUGAUGUCCCAUCAUCAGAAGGGUCCUGGUUUCCAGCGGAUCCUUCUAGAAGGUCCGGUGGUGGUGGUGGUGCUGUCGGUGCUGCCAAGGUGGGCACUGACCAGGCCCCUCCGCGACCGCUGAUCCCCUCGCUCCCACCACCCCUGAUCCCCCUGCCAGCCCCAGCCCCAGCCCCAGCCCCAACCCCAUCCCAUAACCCCGCCACUUCCCUUAACUCCACACUGGCACCGGCUCUCAACCCCAACACGGGAGCCUACGCUGCACCGAUGCCGCCCUACACGGCAACCCCUUCACCCACGCAAGCCCCAUCGCAAGCCCCGGACAGGCGCUGGGUCGCCUUCCCUGGGGACAGUGACUUUGCUGGGGCCCUGCCAACGCACUCCCACUCCUCCCACUCCGCGUUCGGCGGCCAAAGGCACCAUGGGGGUCAGGAGUCUGGAGUGACUCCGGGUGCAAACAUGACCGCAGCAGCAGCAGCAGCAGCAGCAGCAGCAGCAGGGGGGCUGACUGAGCCCAUGGCCUGGGAGCGGACGGCGCCGGUCCAAAGACCCGAGGGCAGAGCAGCACGGAGGGAACCGGGCCAGCAGGAUCUGUCCCGGAUGCGCUCCAGGAGCGUGAGCAGGCGUUCGGCUCCGUGCGAGAGUUCCGUCGACGCCUCGACCAACCGCAUGAGGAGCAGAAGCUCACACAGGGACAAGGCACGGCAGAGCUGGGGGGAGCAGCUGAAGCAGUGUGUGAGUGGUGAGCAGGAGCCAAAGGACACAGACACACUGGUGCAGGAGACAGACAGCCAGUACGGCACCUGGGAGACGGGCCUACGCACAGAAGACAGUCUCACCCCGGCCACCCCAUCCUCAGACAGCAUCAGCCUCCCCACGCCAUCACCACGGAAACUCACUCCAGCCCACACUCCAGGGGAACAGGCCACACCCUCCUCCGACACUCCAGAUGGCUCCACCCCUUCUCCAGAGGAGACAACAGAGCUCCUCACCUUCCCUGAGGCCUCCACAACUCUACUGGACACCAGUGCGCUGCGUUCCAGAGUGCAGCUGAGCAAGAAGCGCAACAGGAGAGCCCCUCCCUCCAGAGCGGCCCGGCACAGCGCACUGCUCACCACCCUGCCUGAAACCCAGUACCAAGACUCCACAGCAGAACAGAAGGCUGAGCCGUCUAAGCAGGAGGAUUCUGACUCUGAGGAGAAACCCAGAGCAGCCCCCUCCUCCUCCUCCUCCUCCUCCUCCUCUCAGCCCCAGAGAGUGGCCCUGUUCCCCGGGAUGGACCCCUCUGCUCUCAAGGCGCAGCUGAAGAGGAGAGGUGACGGUGACAGUCCACCAGAGGGCGCUGUGGCCCCUUCCCCAUCACAGCUCUCCCGCUCCCCGAAGUCCCCCUUCCUGCCACGCGCCUCCAGGGUCCUGCCCCCAACCACAGCAGGGAAGGAGAAUGGAGAGGAGGCAUCACCAGCGUGGCUGAAAGAACUCAAGACCAAGAAGCGAUUGAGUCAGUAUGAAAACGACAGCUAAAUACCAGAAGGAGGGCUGCCUUAAAUCCAGAGACGCUGAAAAUGAAAUCUGAAGACAGAGGCCUUAACCUUUGACCUGGAGUUGACAUGGGAUUCCGCUGCUGCUGCUGAUGAUGAUGAUGAUGAUGAUGACUACAUUGACAGCAUCAUGUUUUUCGCUUUUACUUUCUGUCUGCAGAGGUGUCAAAGACCCAGUUCAUUGAUUAAAUCCCUGCCACCGUUCUGACUUCACUGAGUAACUGGUCUUCCUUACCUGAGUACCCAUGUAAAGUACGACCAACUGGUUCAGAGAUGACUGAAUAGUUUUUGCAGCAGGGUUUUUAUUUUCUGAACUCGGGAUCGACCCCUGUACCUGUCUCGCUGCCUGAGUCACACACACAUGUGCAUGGUGCCUUUACAUUAGGAGGUGUCACACCUCUAGUGUCACAGACAAAGAAGCAGCAGCAGUACUGUACGUCACAACCACAACAGACUUGCGUUGAGUGUGUCUCUGUGUUGGUGUGUGUUUGCCACACCUGUACCUACAGUGCAUCUAGAAAGUGUGCGUCCUGUGGGGACUGUGGGUUCGUUCCAAUAUGUGACCUUGCGUCCUCCACUUGUGCUUGUGGCCAGGAAGUAAUACGUCUUGAUGACAUCACUGACAACAGCAUUAUAUAUAUUUCAAUAUCUCGCAAAAGCUCAGUUGUAAAGUCUCAUUUUCAAACAGGAUGGUAAAUGACGAAUAGUCCUCCAAAAAUUGUUUUGGCUAGGCUGACAGUGGGGAAACUUAAUUGUUUUCUCCACGGAGGCGGGGCAUCAGCAAAACGUGAGGCCACAAGCCCAAGUGGAGGUCGCAAGGUGCCAUAUUGGAACGCACCCUGUAUGUGUAAAAGUCACUUUAGCCUCUUCUUUUUUUCAGAAGAGUAUAGGCAGGAACCAUCUUGCCAGGAUGUUGUUUUGUCAGGAGGACAGUUAGGCUGCAGCACCAUAUCUUGAAGGAAGGUCCCGUCACUCCAUAUUUUCUCUACUAUGUAACUGUAAUUAUGCUUUUGUUGUUUUUUUUUCUGUUACCUGUUUGUUUGUAAACAUUUUGCUGUAUUGUAAUUUGUAAAUCAAAGGAUGAUUAAGACAAUCAUCUGACGAAGAAGAAUAAUGCCAUAGGAUCACAGGAUGGUUUAUGGCACCCAUGGACUAUAACAUGAACACGUGAUGGUGUCAUGUCUGGGCUCACUGUCAAAAAGACUGUAUAGUGUAUGUACUGGCAAUAAAGUCAAUCUGUAAUCUUGAAGUGA